Aspergillus viridinutans is the source of this 3153-nucleotide messenger RNA. RefSeq lists its product as uncharacterized. The record is from RefSeq and is a predicted model, not a curated record. The transcript has 3 exons. The coding region runs from base 1 to 3153 and encodes 1050 amino acids. Lineage: Eukaryota; Fungi; Ascomycota; Eurotiomycetes; Eurotiales; Aspergillaceae.
AUGAUGGAUCUUCAGAAGCGCCCUCCUCAAUAUCCGUCGCUAUUUGGCGCCUCACACGACCCUCGUGCCGCUCCGCAGCCGCCUCCAACCUACAGCGUGCCUCCCCCUCAACAGGUCCACUACGAUUCGCUGAAGCAGCACGGUGUACCAUCAAGUCAACCUGCGAACACAAUGGCCUAUCCCUACUCCACAUCCAUGUCUUCUGCUCCGCCGACUCCUGCCUCAUCAACACCAUAUAACAUGCCGGCGCCGCUACGGGUAGACAAUCACAGCUAUCAAGUGCCGCAGAUGAACUAUGAAUUGCCCAAAAAACAUGAUCCUGGGCAGAAGGAUCACAAUAAGCGUCACCGUCGAAGCCACAGUCGCAACGACAGCCAUGAUCAGCUGACAUAUCGCGAAGGUCCGCAAGACCAAUCAUCCGCGUCUAGUGCCUUAGGAACCCGUCGAAUGCCGCCCCCUUCUCCACCACAACACUAUGCAUCACGGGGCCAGUCGGGAAAUUCAUCGCUGCCUGCUCCUUUCAUGUCUCGUGAGCCUCCCAACAACAUGGCUCAUCAUCGUCCUGGGAGCAGCAUGUCGAUAUCUUCCAUGCUAGGCUCGGACGCUGACCGACCAGCCCGGGAUGUAGGCUCGGCUUCAAUCUACUCUCGUGCUCCUGUAUCCUCCGGCCCAUAUGGUAGCGCACCUCCACCGUCCGCCCCAAGCGCAAUGUCACCACCUACUGCUCCCGCCAGGCCCUCGACGCUCGAUUACCCCAUGUUUCGUCGGUCAAAGACCCCCGAAAAAUCCUUCUCCAAGAACCAGCCCGGCCGUCCUUAUAGAGCAGGCGCUGGUAGUGUAUCGCAAGGUCCACCAGGCCCCGAACAAGCCAGGUUUACAGGCCUAUCGCGCGGCCAACCUCCGACACAGUUUCCAGACAAGCCUAGCUCUUCCCACGCGUCGCCCCAAUUGCAGUCUGCAUCCACAGAGCCGUCCUACCAUGAAUCGCGCCGCUUGAGCUUCAACGGACCCGUCCCUCGUCCCAACAGCCAGCCGCAACAUCUCGAGCGCUCGACGCGAUCGGCGGGUUAUAGUCCACUGUCGCGACCAGCGCCCGCGCCGGGGGCUGGAGACCAUUCGCUAGGGUCUGGACAUCAGCGCGCAGCAUCUUACGUCGGCCCCGAAUCGCAGCAAAGCCGGUUUGGGAACUUGUACGGUGAUCGGCUCGCAGAAGAGCAAGCGCAUCGCGACAGGGAGCGGGCGGCGGCUCAUGAAGCUGAAUCGAAAGCCUCUCAUUCUCAGUCUCGAUAUGGUCCUCAUUAUGGCGAUCACGACGCCGCGGGAGCUCGCCAUUCUGGUGCAUCUUCCUGGGAUCUCAGUCGCUCCCAACCCCCCUCGCCGGAAACAAAGCGCUUCCCGGCUCCAGAGCAAGGCUCCGCAUUCGGGUUUGGCGCCAUUCAGAGCUAUACCAAGUCUCUCGGAUUACAGCCAGGGGGGUCGCGGCAGCCAUCUUUGUCCAUGCAGCCCCGCCAGAACCAGCCGACCCCAUCGAAUGAACAGCAAUCCUACCUGAGCAAGCUUCAGACGGAACCCCGGCUGUUCGGCUCGGCAUCGUCAGGUGGGGGGCCGUCGUCUCUGGCCCAUUCUGCCACAUCCGACGAUCAGCGCCGAAAGGGGAGUGAUGAGCUGCUACAUCAUCGAAAUCUACUCGGCGUCGGCCUUGACGCCAAACGCGGAGGACGUGCGUCGCCUUUACCUCAAGCCGUCCAAGGAGUGCAGGCUCAGAUCCUUGGCCCGGCCGGCGAAGCUGGCAUCAAGAGUGAACUGGGCCGCGUUUUCUCUGGUAUUGGAAGUGGUGUGGGUGGCGUCACAGCCGCUACUGCAGGCAGUGGGCCCUCCACCCCGAUGACCGUCAGUCCCUUCAAGCGCGAUAGCAUUGCCGGUCGUUCAACCAACAGCGAGGCGACACUGGAUGAUUCUAAAACCAAUCGGCCUGCAUCCACUACGGGCAAGCGUUCUCGAAAAUCACGCGAUGAGGACAGCAAGGCGGAUAGUGAGCCUGGUUCAGAUCGACUCGGUACGUCUGCAAUUAGCAGGCGCGGUCGUCAUGUUCAUCACCACCAUCAUCACCAUCAUCACCACCGCCCCAAGCCUGAAGAAGAUAAUGCUGCCGCUUCAAGUACAUCCCAUCGGCCUGUGUCCUCGAUGAAUUUCUUCCACCGCACAUCCACACCAGCGGAAGCUGCAGCGUCCGGAAUGUCGAUUGGGCAUCAUCACCACCACCACCAUCACCAUCACCAUCAUACAUCACGUCCGACAGCUUCCACGGCGAACCCCGCAGCUAUGUCGCCGAUGCGUGAAACUCGGACUGUGGUUACGGUUGAACCUGUUGUCUCGAGUGUAGCCCAUCUUCCGCGGCAUCAUCUUGGGUCCACCCUGUAUACUCCACGUAUUGAUAUUCCUUCAGCGAAAGCUACCUUGGAGAGCGCCAAAUUUGGCUACACCACCACUCCGGUCCCGAUUCCCCGAUUUGAAGGCAAGGAAAACUGCACAUUUACCGUUCGUGUGCCUCGUUUCCGUAUCGACACGGGCCGCCGCGAGGAAAUAUGCGCGCGGCGCGCCCUCUGGGGCACCGGAAUCUAUACGGAUGAUUCAGACCCGGUGGCGGCAGCCAUACAUUCUGGAUUCUUCCGUGGUGCUUGGGGUGAGGAGAUUGACGUGGAUAUGCUUGACCUCGAGAUUCGUGACGCAUAUCAACACGCGCCUAAAACGGCGGAGGAUAUGGGCCUGACAGGAGACCGACCACGGAUUCCGCCGGUACCUCCAACAGACAAGGAUCUCCACAUCACGCUCCUGAUCCUGCCGAAGCUGGAGCGAUAUGAAUCCAGCGUCCUGUUUGGGCUGAAGUCUCGUUCCUGGGAUGGCAACCACGAUGGCAUGAGCUUUAAAGUGCUCCGCGUGGAGUGGGUUGACGAGGGUGUCGGUCGCGGCGAGGAACGCGGCGGCGAGGCUCGACGAAAGCGAUUGCGCAAUCUGAUGCAGUCCGGACGGAUUUGCACUGGGCCAGGAGUGGUCAAGCUGGACCAGCUUCGUAGCGGCAUUCAAGUGCCGCGGCGCCAAAAUAGGGCAAUGGAUAAGCCAGAAGCGUCUGCGCCGGUUCAGACUGUCUCUUGA